CCCUCAUGUUUCUUGUCCUCUUUCAACAGCUGGAGCUUGCCAUGCGCCGACCUUUCUUCCUAGAUGCCCUCCCCUUCCAGACCGUGCCAUGGACUCCAUGUUCGAGGAUGACAUCAGCAUCCUCACCCAAGAUGCCUUGGUCCAGGACGACGAAUGGCUGGACAGCCCCAACACUGACCUCUCCAGUGAGAUGUGCUCGGCCUCCCACUUCGCUCUCAUCACGGCCUACGAUGACAUCAAGAACCGGCUGACCGGGCUGGAGCGGGAAAACGCCUGCCUCAAGCGGAAGUUGAAGAUGUAUGAGAUCAAGUUCCCACUGAUCAGCGAGUUUGGAGAUGAGCGCAUCUUCUCGGUCUAUGACUCGAAGGAGACCUCCCUUCUGAAGAGUGAGAAGGCCAAUCUCCAGCAGCAGCUGAAUCAAUUCCAGCGGGAGCUGCAGAAAAGCAAGGAGAGAGAAGAGCAGCUGGCAGAGAUGAUCCAAGCCUAUGAGAAGCUGUGCGUGGAGAAAACUGACCUUGAGUCUGAGCUGGGACAGAUGAGAGCUCUGGUUGAGACACAUCUGAAUCGCAUCCAUAGCCUGGAGCAGCAGCUGAGGCAGAGAGACAGCAACGCAUUCCAGAGCAUGAGCUCUCCGCUGCAAACCCAGGAAGUGCAGUACCUCUCACUCCAUGGUGGCCACGUCUUGGAUCGCUCCAUGAACUGGCAGAACCCCAGAGGCUUAGAACAGCCAGAGGGCCUGGAGGUGCACAGACUGGAAGCAGAACUGGAAGAUACACGGCAGGAAGUGCAGAAUUCACAGCACCGGGAGGAGCAGUUGAAAGCGGAGUGCGAGAGGCUGCAGGCGGAAGUCAAGCAGUUGCAUGAGACUCGGGCUCAGGAUCUCGCAACGAGUCAGUCGGAGAGAGACAUGGCCUGGGUAAAGAAAGUUGGAGAUGACCAAGUGAACCUGGCGCUUGCCUAUACAGAACUCACGGAGGAACUGUGCCGCUUGAGGAACCUGAGUUCUCUGCAAAGCCAGAUUCUCCGGACGCUUAUGCAAGAGCAGGCUGUCAAUGGUGGGCAUCGCCACUCUCCCCAUUCCCAGCGCCAUUCUCCCGCUCAGCAGCGCUGCUCGCCAGCUCCCCAGUGCACCUCCCCAGCCCAACAAGGGAGACCAUCUGUCCCACAAUGCCAGUCGCCGGCCCUGCAAAGACGGUCUCCAGCACCGCCCUGCCAAUCCCCUGCCCAUCAACGUCGGUCCCCAGCUCCACCUCCUUGCCAGUCGCCUGCCUCGCAACGCCGGUCCCCGGCACCGCUGCCCAGCCAGUCUCCCGCCCAGCAACGCUGCUCACCAGCCCCGAGCUGCUCUUCCUCCGCCAUCACCUCACAGCACAGAUCUUCAGGCGGCGAGAGAAGCAUCCUGGACCUGGGCUAUGCCAAACCCUCCAGCCACCACAUCAAAGCAAGCUUCCAAGGGCGCCGGAGCUACUCGGAGGUGAGCGACGCGGCUAUGUACCAACAGAACCGCUCUCUCUGGCUGCAGCCGGAAGCUUCCACCUUACCAAAGCACCGCCCCUACGGCGACGUUUACGCCAGAGACGCCUUCGAAGAGCACUUGCGCUUCGAGAAGCAAUCCUCAGAUGAAGACGACUGGGCUCUCCCAAGUCCCCCCAGUCCCGAAGCCGGGGGAAUUCGCUGCGCCUCUUUCUGUGCAGGGUUCCCCAUCCCCGACGCUUCCACGCACCGGACCGAUGCCUCGUACGCCAGGGCUGAGCACGCUCAGUCCUGGCCCUCAAUCAAUUUGCUGAUGGAGACAGUGGACUCUGACAUCCGGAGCUGCCCUCUCUGCCAGGUGGCCUUCCCCAUUGGUUACCCGGACGAUGCUUUGAUAAAACACAUUGAUUCCCACCUGGAGAACAGCAAGAUCUGAGGCCUGCACCGUCAUCCCUUCUUUUUCUGGCUUCCUUAACAAGACCUGUCCACCUCAACCCACCCCACCUUUCUUGGAUGCUGCAUGAAAAGUGAUGGAGCGACAGGGGCUCUCUCUCAAAUACCUCCAAGUCUCCAGUAGACCGAGCCGCGAAGAGUUUUUGCCUCUCCCUCGUCCCUUUCUCUUUGCCUUGGUUUUAUCAAAGUGGGUUUCUUCUCCUUCCUGCUCUGUACAAGCAGGAUCUGCAAUAUGUCUCCAGUGCUUGAACCAGCUAUGGUGGCAGUGGGGUUGGAAAGGCGAAAUAGGAUACCUGGACCAGACAUAGUAGGCUCACAAUCAUGCCCCGGUCUGGAUGUUUAGAACUGAGACAGCCUUUUUGGAGGCUUUCUUGUCUAUAUGGUUCAGUUUUGAUGUCUCGGGGAGAUCUCAGGGUAGGAUGAGUGAGAAAUCACCUGCGGUUGUGUGUAUUGUUGUGGCAUGUGGGGUGGGGUUGGAAAGAACAGGUGGACGGGCAAAUUCCAACCUACUAAAGGGUACAGCCCCACCACUCAGGUGAAAGAAAUCGAAAGGUUUCGUUUUUGUGCCCAUCUCAAUGCAGGAAUGUCCAAGUGGGUCAAAUCUUUCCUGCCUUUUCAAGCUAUUAAGAAGGGCGUUCAGGCCCAAACCGUGUUGUUUAUUGGACAUGGAAACCCUUGGCCUCCAACUUGCUGGUUCGAGCGUCUUUGUCUUGGUCUUUUACAUUAAAAGCCCACUUCUUCUUUUAAUGAUGCUGCUGAGAAUUUAGAGCCAACUUCCAGAAGUGUAGCAUGGAUGUUCUUAUGUUAUUGCACUGGACAUUAUAACACACAAAAGCUUUUUCUUUUCUUUUCUU
This is a messenger RNA of Heteronotia binoei (common prickly gecko), 2780 nucleotides long. RefSeq names its product TBK1 binding protein 1 (gene TBKBP1). Bases 89 to 1909 code for a protein of 606 amino acids. Gene Ontology annotation, cellular component: cytoplasm. The transcript has 9 exons. The record is from RefSeq and is a predicted model, not a curated record. Gene Ontology annotation, biological process: canonical NF-kappaB signal transduction. Lineage: Eukaryota; Metazoa; Chordata; Lepidosauria; Squamata; Gekkonidae.